This is a messenger RNA of Pogona vitticeps (central bearded dragon), 2306 nucleotides long. It is a transcript of the gene SOX7, whose product is annotated as SRY-box transcription factor 7. Gene Ontology annotation, biological process: cell differentiation; positive regulation of transcription by RNA polymerase II. Gene Ontology annotation, cellular component: nucleus. NCBI's taxonomy places the organism in Eukaryota, Metazoa, Chordata, Lepidosauria, Squamata, Agamidae. The record is from RefSeq and is a predicted model, not a curated record. Gene Ontology annotation, molecular function: DNA-binding transcription activator activity, RNA polymerase II-specific; RNA polymerase II cis-regulatory region sequence-specific DNA binding.
CCGGCGGAAGCCAGACGGGGCGCGCCGGUCGCCGGUUCGAGUCCCGCCACCGCCUCCACCGCUACUCAAAGCCUCCCGGGGCGCCAUGGCUUCGCUGCUGAGUUCGUACGGGUGGGCGCCGCCCGAGGCGGGACCGGCCUCCGCCUCCGCGGGAGCGCGGUCCGAGAAGGGGGUCCCCGAGAGCCGCAUCCGGCGGCCCAUGAACGCCUUCAUGGUCUGGGCCAAGGACGAGAGGAAGCGCCUGGCCGUCCAGAAUCCGGACCUGCACAACGCCGAGCUGAGCAAGAUGCUGGGCAAGUCUUGGAAGUCCUUGACACCCUCGCAGAAGAGACCUUACGUCGAAGAGGCAGAAAGGCUGCGGGUUCAACACACGCAAGACUACCCCAACUACAAAUACCGGCCCCGACGGAAGAAGCAGGUCAAGCGGAUCUGUAAGCGAGUGGAUCCGGGUUUCCUCUUAGGCAACCUGUCCAGGGAGCAGGACCCCCUGCCGGAGAAGAGGGUCGCGUGUGGCACCAGGGCCCUGGGCGAGAAGGACGGGACGGCCGAAUAUUCUCCCGCGUCCGUGCUGCCGAGCCUCGGGAGGUACCGGGACGCCCCCGGGAGCACCCCAACGGCCCACAUGGACAGCAGCUAUCCCUACGGCCUUCCCACCCCACCUGAAAUGUCUCCCUUGGAUGCGAUUGACAACGAGCAGAGUUUCUUCUCUAGCCCGUGCCCCGGUGAAGACCCUCACCAUCCCCACAUGUCCGGGGGGCCUUACUCUCUGGAAUAUGCUCCCAGCCCUCUCCAUUGUAACCGCCCUCUCAACCACAUGCCGGUCAACCAGGUCUCCUCCAUCCACUCGGCUCCUUCCGGUUGCCCGACGGGUCCCACCUUGGGCAGUUAUUACGGGCCGUCUUUCCACCCCACCCUGCAGCCCCCCAACCUUUCCACGCACUUGGGCCAGCUCUCGCCUCCCCCCGAGCAGCAGAACUUUGACAGCCUGGACCACCUGAGUCAAGCAGAACUCUUGGGGGAGAUGGACCGCAACGAGUUUGACCAGUAUCUCAACGCCCCCGGGCAUCCGGAACCUAGCGGGAUGAUCCUCAGUGGACAUGUCCAGGUGUCUCAGGCGGUGAGCGGCGCCCACUCCUCCUCCGAGACCAGCCUCAUCUCCGUCCUUGCGGAUGCGACGGCCACUUACUACAACAAUUACGGCAUCUCCUAGAGAGAGAGAGGAGAAACUGCUCUCCAUUCACCCAUUGAGGAAAGACUGAGUGGUUUUUACAAGAUGAAAGGUUUGGGGACCCUCUCCGGCCAGCUUUCCCCUUGACCUCAGGGAGUUGCCCAGACUGAACUGAAAUGGCUUUGGAGGUGACUCUUUCCCAAAGAAUUGCUGUAAUUUAUCAUUCCUCUCUCCUUGCUCCCACUCAGUCUAGACCUUUGAACAUCUCGACUUCAUUUCCCCCACACACUUCUUUCCAACCUUUGAUCUUCUCUCUUCCUUCCAUGUUGAAGCUUGCAUUCUGAUUGUCUUGGUUAGGAUGACAGAGUAAGCCGGACUGUACACCUCUUACUAUACUGGGGGCUGGAAAAGACUUAACGUCCGCAUCCCCUCGCCUGCAACUGAUCUGCAUAUCGAAUUAUCCCAGUGAGAAAUAAUUGCCCCGUAGCGAAAGUUUGAAAGGACAGACCCUGAGGAUUGCCACCUGAGGACGUUCAUCUAGAUCUGAGCUUUUUUUUUAAUGCCUUGCUCUUUUCAGGUCCCAAUCCUGUCUUCAAGGUAGUCACGGGGAGAUCACUAGAGAAUGGGUACAGACAACAAGUGAUUGGGACAUUUUAUAUAGCUCUUUUUUCAAAUGCAGGCUACCAGCCCCAGGUGCUCAUGCAUCCAGUUUCCCUGGGAAUUUCUCCUAGGUAGACCCUCUUUGCAGGAGUUCCAUGCGGUGCACGCACAGGUCCCUUGAUGAGCUUGAGCUGACGUUUUUGGCUCACAUGUCUUUUUAUCAAAAAAUACAUGUAUAUAGGAGCUUACCUAGGAGAUUUCCCCGGGUUAAAGAUAGAAAAAAAAUAGCCUUUGUCAAUCAAAUAGCAUACACUCAUUGUCACUUUCAGCUUGCACACACUUUUCAUGUUACUCCACUGCUGUUUCUAACUCAGUGGGUUUCAUUCUGAAAUAUUGGGGGAGGUUUAACCUGGUUUAGCAAGCAGUUAAUGGGAUUGAUACUCAUAAAGCUGCUUUGGGGGUCUUAUCCUCCAGCUCUAUCCUCUUGCUUGAGUAGGAAAAUGGUCGCUUAGUCUAGGGUUGGUUGGUUGGUUUUGUU